Molecule: messenger RNA, 4299 nt
Organism: Giardia duodenalis
Lineage: Eukaryota; Fornicata; Diplomonadida; Hexamitidae
Product: Ankyrin repeat protein 1
Exons: 1
Coding region: 1-4299 (1432 amino acids)
Molecular function (GO): protein binding
Source: RefSeq, a predicted model, not a curated record
AUGGAACACUUCGGAUUUGAAGAGGAGGUUUUAAUUAUUGAGCCAGUCAUCGACUUGCGAGAAGCCUUUGGAGAGAAUGGAACUGCGACAUGCAUGAGCGAGUACAUGGCACCACUUCUGCAGCUAGGAUCCCCGUACAUCCUGCGGCCCCACAAAAUAAUGAAGCGCGAGCAGCACUGCUUUAUCCAUUACUACAGGCCAAAAGGUUCUAUUUUACUCAGCGAUCUGGUGACAGAAUACCGAAUACAACACAUGGAGAUUGCCGAGGAGCUUCUCUGGCGCAUUUUCUAUUGCCUUCUCCAUGCAAUCCAGCAUCUCGAGCUCAAUAAGAUCUCGACCAUCCAGCUGAUUUCUCAACAGUCCGUACUCCUCCUAGAGAAUGGGAUGGUCCAGAUCUCCAUUCCCCAUGCGAUCAGCGUCUCGACUCUGCAUCUCGAUAAAAGCCUAUUGGACCAAUUGAUGGGUCUACAUGCAUGCGUCAAUGAUCUAGUGGAACAUAAUGCCCUUGUCACUCGGCGUUGUCGGCUGGGGGCAGAGCAGGAUGGGUCUGACACGUUGGACAGAGACAAUGCACUAGGUAGUGUUCCUACCGAGAAAAGAGCUAUCAAGUCAGCUAUGCGUGCAAGGACUCCGGUAAACAUGAUACGAUUUUCCACAGAGAUCUCCUUGUCCGUUCGGCGGGCGACGUCGAGACCAGCCAAAUCAUCUCUAGAAGCAUCGGCAAACGCCUCCCUCUGUAUACCAACACUCAAGUAUGUUCUUGCGUUAAUGAACUCCCCUUCAUUCAAUGUCAUUAUGACGGCAGAAGCACUGCUGAAUACCCCGAAUAUCCACAAGCUCAUGGAGCCCAUCAAACAAAGCUACACACAAAAACUAGACACAUCGAAGUACUUCCUUUGCCCACUUAUUGAAUCUAUGCUGGCAGGAGAUAGCUGGUUCAGCGAGAACACGCUCUAUCUUCUACACUUUGCUGGCCGUGUAGAUAGAGUGGGACGCACAUCGCUGAUUCAUCUAGCGAGUCAACCAGUCGGCUCACUCUACCCAUCCCCUCGCGAAUAUUCUCUCGCCACUGUGACAUCUGAAGGCUGUGCUUCUUCUUCAGCUCGCAAUCAACGCGUCGUUGGAUUCCUCAUUGACUACGAAAAUUCAUACAUUGAUAGCAAUGGUGGAUGUGCAUCUUGCUAUGCAUUGGCAUCAGGCAAUCUAGAGUUGUUUUCCAUGCUGAAGGAGAAGGAGGCGCACAAGUAUAAGGCAUCCGGUAUUACCCCUCUUGUGCUCACAAUCUCUCAUAAACCGGAGGAUCUACCAGAUUUGAGUCUGUUGCUGCCCCAUGCCGACAGAAAGCUGAUUAGUGGCCACACGUGUUUGAUGCUCGCGGCAGUGUAUAACGCAUCUGCCUGGGUCCCACACUUUAUAGAUCAGAAGAAUGCAUAUCUAACAGAUGGCACGUCAGCCCUCAUGUUGGCAGCCGACCGUGGUCAUACGGCAAUUGUAAAAAUGCUCGCACCUCAUGAGAUUAAGCAUCGCGACAAGAAUGGAAACACAGCGCUGCUGAGGCUUUUAAAGAGUUGUCUGACUUGUCUGAAAUCUUCGCCAGACCUUUGGAAGGAGUUGGGAUUGGAUGAGCGUCACAAAAUACUGCAGGAUAUCGUGUCAAUCUUGGCUCCUGGAGAGUCUGACGUAGUUGAUAGUAGGGGUAUAUUCCCGAUUGACUAUGCUAUAGAGCUAAACGACGAGGAAAUAGUGCAGAUUCUGGCCACGCAUCCAUAUCCGAAGAGACUCCCAGGACAGAGAACGCGCAUGAUGAACGCAUGCAUGAAUGCCAACUAUGCGCUCACCUGCGCCCUUUAUAGAUCGGAGGUGGGAAUCAUUGAUGACGACGGACGCACAGCCCUAAUGCACCUUAGCAGGAGCCCGGAGACCACAGAGGGUCUGCGCUGCACUCAGCUACUAUUGCAGAGCGAAGUCAGUCUGCGUGAUAAGGAGGGAAAGACGGCCUUAAUACAUGCGUGCAUGUGCGGGAAUAUAGAGCAAGUCAAGCUGCUUUAUAGGUAUGAAUGCGGUCUCCUGUACGUUGAUAAGGAGACCCAGGAAGAGCUUACAGAGCUGCAACUAAUACAACGAGUGUGCGCAUCGGAACAAAUCCUUAAUUACAUUAAUGGUAACACUCCUGUUCCUCGAGAUACCCUAGAACGAACGCCUCUUAUGAAGUAUGCUGUUUAUUCUAGCCGCAAGAUGCGAGGUGUAAAACGUAUUAACUGUGAAGCAGAUGAGGUCGAUAUUCAGAGCCCUGAACUGAGCCUAGACUGCAAAAGCUUCUACACAGACAUUUUCACUAGCGAAUUAUACGCGCUCGUGGAUGCCCAGGCUGGAAUGAGGGAUAAAAACGGCAAGACGGCCUUAAUGUAUUGUGCUCAAUACAAUAAUAUCAACUUAACAAAGCUUCUCGUAGGGAAGGAGCUGUACCUUAGAACCAUAAGUGGAGAGACUGCGCUCAUGCACUGUAGCAAAGAGCCUCUGAUUUCUUGUAAGAUCCUAGAGCACCUGGUCAAGGAGUCGGGUAUUACCGAUACACAGGGUCGGACGGCAUUGAUGCAUGCCAUCCAGUGUGGCAACAUCAAACUUGCAAACGCCCUGAUCGAGCGAGAGGCCGGAGCUGUGGAUGUGUCUGGGCAUUGCGCUUUGCACUAUUCAGUAUUUAACAAAAAGCUGAACCCUGUGUCUACCAAGCUGAUCUCUAAGGAGAGUCACAUCACUGACAGGCGCGGGCACACCUCAUUCAUGAUUGCGUGCCAGGCUGGAAACGAAAAGAUCGCAGAACUGCUAUUCAAGCCAGAGUAUCUGGGAGUCAAGGAUGGUAGAGGAUGGACCGCACUUAUGUAUUCCUGCCAUUUUAAAAUGGAACGCCUCAUCGAGAUGACCCUGGAGGAUGCCGGCACAACUAUGUCAAGAAAGCAGUGUCGCUUCCCUCACGACUGCUAUCUUCAGCACAAGAUCCUUGCUGCCGUAGAUAAAGACUGCUUGACAGCCCUUCACCUAUAUAUACAGGCACAGGGGUGUUGUGAAAGCACCCUGAGUGCUCUGUACAUCAAGGAGAGAACCAUAAGCACGGCAUCUGGAAAAUCACCCUUAUAUUUGGCGAUCGCUGUGAGAAACACAGUGGCUGCAGAGGCAUUGUCACGGUACGAAAUCGAUAGGGGCGACAUAUAUGACAACAAAGGCAACACACCGCUUAUGACAGCUGUUCUCGUGCGGGAUAUAGCUACCAUUGAGCUCUUAGCUCCAUACUUUUGUGGACUGAAAAAUAAAAGGAACGGAAAGAGUGCACUCUUUAUGGCAAUAGACAACUGCUAUGAAGAAGGGUGUGCGGUGUUGUGCCAGUACGAAGCCAAAAUCCUGAAUAAGCAAGGCAAAUAUCCGUUCUAUGCGGCCAUAGAGAAGAAGCAGAAGAACAUUGCACAGCUACUACUGCCGUGGAAUGCCGGACUAAUAUCUCCGUCUGGACACUACGCUCUGUAUGCAUCGUUAACUAACGGCAUGGCAGAUAUAUCCAUGCAGCUGAUCGAACGUGAGGAGCGGUACCUACCUCUUGACAGGGUGUCCCAUCUGAUGGUAGCCGCUGCCACACACAAGAAUAUCGAGCCAUACAUGGAUUGCGCAGGGAAGCAAGACAAGAACGGAUACACUGCUCUAGUAUACGCUAUCCUCUGCGGCAACAAAGAGGCGGCCCAAGUUCUCCUUGGGAAGGAAUCUGAUCUGGCAGACAAGACUGGCCAAACUGCCCUUAUGUACGCAGCGCAGUACGGCAUGAAUGAGGUUAUCACCAGCCCACACUUUUCGACGUGUCUUCAGAAGCAAACGCAAAAGGGUUGGACGGCUUUAAUGUGGGCAGUAGCAAGCGGCAAUACAGAGGGGGUAGAGCUCCUCAAGACUGCAGAGGCGAGACUUACCACUGUAGACGGCGAAACCGCGUUGAUGCUGGCAGCAAGAAGCGGGCAAGCGCGUGCGGUGGAGGCGCUGGCGCCACUUGAGGGCGGGCUCUGCGUGACAGCUCUGAGUUCCCUUCAGCGUGGAUUUACAGCCCUACACUUUGCAGCGACUGGGGGUCACGAAGAGUGCGUGAGAAUUCUCUUAGAGCUUACGCAAGAAGCAUACACAAGAACCUUUGCACGGAAAACAGCAGCCGAGUGGGCCCGCACUUACAACUUCCCUGCGUGCGCAGAGCUCAUAGAGUCAGCAGUGUCCUUAGCGAAGGCAUCAGAGGGGCUGACAGACCCCAAAGGAUCCGAGAAAGUUUAA